AUGUUAGCCGAUUCGGAAUCCACGGACACCUUAGUCCUACAGAAGAUGAAAGACGGUACUGACAGGGAUGUCCAGGACACCGAGGGGGACCGGCUUUUUGAACAGCCAGAAAAAGCUUCAAUGGAAAGUGUGGCGAAGUUAAACACAUCAGAUGAAGUGCCUGAAACUAGCGAUGGAGACGGUGUCUCUACGGACGAGGAGCAAAGGGGAAGCGAUGAACAAAGUGAAGUCCUGGACCAUCGUACUUUAGGAGAAGAUAGGCAACUUUACGCUGCGCUGCAAAGACUGCUUAAAUGUACUGUCUGUUACGAACCACGUCCCGACACAAAUCAGUGCAAAAACGGACACUUAAUUUGCCGACUGUGCACCACAAGGUUGGAACGCAAUGCUACUGCUGCCGCCAAGGCGCAAUGUCCGACUUGCCGCAUUACCUUGCAUCCAGGACUUUCAAGGUGCCUUCUAGCUCAGCAACUGGCGUCAGAGCUGCCUGCUCCAUGCAGUUUUUGUGGUGAAUAUUUUCGACAGUCGGAGCUUAAUCGUCAUGAAGGCAUGGAAUGCAAAAUGCGACCCGUGAAAUGUCGCUACAAUAUUUUUGGAUGUUCGUGGAGAGGUCAUUGGAUUGAUAUCGAGAAGCACCACGAAGUUUGUUUCUAUCCCAGAAAGAAGGUCCAUGAAAUAGAGCCUAUCAUUACGGAGUAUAUAAACAGGAAAACAAAACCGGUUCAGGACCUAAAACAGGCCUGGAAAGAGUUGUUGGGGAGCCUCGGGGAUAAACCACGUGGCAUGGUGAUGAACUUAAAAGAAAUUUGUUUGAGAAAAAAACUUCGGGAGAUUGGCUCUUCGGAAAUGAGUCUGGAUGAGUUGUGCUUCACUGGCUCGACAAAUGCGCUCGUACAGUUCGGCAGUCCAAUGACCUGUAUUGACGUCAGUUUUGACUCAGACGAAAAGAAAGUUCACUACCGUAUCAAAUUCAAUGGAGGCCUAACUCCAUCAUUUCGGUUUAGAUUGAUUUUCUUCCACAUCGGUGGGACAAAGGUGGACGUGCUGGAUCAUCUGCAUGCUCCAAAUACUGUCCCUAACACAGAAUCACAACGAUUCAGCUGUAAUCUGCUGUUGGACGAAAAACAGGAUUUUCUGUUGCCUAACAAACGUUUGCUAGAAAAGUCGGAUCUAGAUAAGGAAUACGCAUCAGCGAAGGUGGAUAUGCUCAUCCUAUACGACUUGAACCGCUGUUCACUUCGAAUCACACCAGUUGAAGUGCACGAAUGGACACCGGUUUGUACGGCAAAUACUCAACCCUUCAGUAGUAGUGGGGUCAGACAAAACAAUUAUAGCGCUCAAGAGAGUAAUGCUACCCUUUUAAACCAUCACAUUGGAUCUGACAGUCCACCAACCACGGACCUAGAACCCACCUCUCUCUCCCACGCACUUGAUAGGGGCAGUCUCGCAGGCAGAAGACCUAGCACCAAUUGGCGCAAUACUGCUGGAAUGGAAAACCUCACAACAGCCGACCCCCUGCUACUCGACCUUAGUACACGCGGGGUAGAUACUGGUGAGACCUCCAACUUCAUAGCCCCUGCUCGACCACAAGAGACUCGUCAAGAGGUCAUACAACAGAACCUUUUCGAUGCGGAUAUGUUCGCCACACUUUCAAACAACAACGCUCUUGAGGAGGAGGAUUAUGAGGGGGACACUGUGUCCAGUGCGCUUGGUGGUGGCCUAGGGAAUGUUGUUACUACAAGGCGUAGUGGUGCGAGAAGAUCUGCGAGAACAGAACAGCUAAAUAGCAAUGACAUGAGCCAUAGGGAGCAACAACAGGACUACGAGCCGGAAGAACCAUCGGAGACCGAUGUGAACCGGCACAAUGCUACUCGACGUAGGAGUACUCGAAGGUCGACGACACCGACAGUGCCGACACCAGGAAGGCAAGGACAACAGCGACGAAGACUGAAACUAGUGCGUCUUGAUUCAGGCACCCAGACACUAGGGAGUAAGAUAAACCAUCGGUGGCUAGAACCUAAAGUAAUUCGUAAUGUCCCGCCUAUGGAAACGAAUACGUCGGCUAGCGCUGAGGCAGAACCUCAUCUGAGUCCGAGCCUCGCAGCCAGACUCAUUGGCAGUCUGCAGCGUAUGGCACCAUACUUAUCUAGAAUGCAUUUGGCUAGUAAUCUCCAGGUCAUCAGCAGGCAUUCACGACGGCCAGGAAGGCCAAAGGGAUCUACCAGAAGAAACAGAGGGCGUGUCUUGGGACUGAGAUAUACACGCCAUCUGGGACGCAAACGUGGAGCAGUAGGUCGGCGUUCAACCGCAUCCAGGCGAAGCAUACAGGUUACAAGCAGACAAGAACCCUCCGUAAAUAGGUGGUUCAAACUGAAUCCACUGGCUUUCACUCAGCCUCUGGUCUCAUUCAUGACCUCAGUGAAGGAGAGAGGCUGGCAGAUUAUGUCGUGGACCCGACGUUCAGCUCCUACUGAGAACACCGGCGCCCUUGAUAACAGCAAUGGAGCAGUUUCGAAUGAGGGUACAGGAGCCGAUCUGGCAACAAGACUGGAUAACGUGUUGACAGUUGCCGGAUCUGGCGCAUUGGUUCCCUCGGAAUGUGAUUCAAUCGAACUCGCCCAGCGUGCAUUCAGGACGGAUCCAAUGUCGGAGAUCGCCUAA
Messenger RNA from Dibothriocephalus latus, 2661 nucleotides. The record is from the annotation of a GenBank genome assembly. NCBI's taxonomy places the organism in Eukaryota, Metazoa, Platyhelminthes, Cestoda, Diphyllobothriidea, Diphyllobothriidae.